UGAGAGAGGGGAGCUGGGCUGCAGACUGAGCUGCUGCUGCCUGCUUGAGCCAUUGCUCACACUCUUCUCGUGGCUGAGGAAAACCACAGCCUGCCAAGAUGUGCAAAGGAUUAGCAGCGCUGCCCCACACGUGCCUGGAGAGGGCCAAGGAGAUCAAGACGAAGCUGGGCACGCUGCUCCAGAAGCCUGACUCGGCCAUUGACUUCAUCAUUCCCUACCCGGAGAAGCCAGAGAAGCUGCCCAAGGUCCAGAAGCCAUCACCGGAGGAGGCUCUGCAGUGGCGUGAUUCCCUGGAGAAGCUCCUGCAAAACCCCUAUGGGCUUGCCAGCUUCCGCACCUUCCUGCGCUCUGAGUUCAGUGAGGAGAACGCUGAGUUUUGGGUGGCCUGUGAGGACUACAAGAAAACCAAAUCCCCUGUGAAGAUGGCAGAGAAGGCCAAGAAGAUCUACGAGGAGUUCAUCCAGACCGAGGCACCCAAAGAGGUGAACAUCGACCACUUCACCAAGGCUGUGACCAUGAAGAACCUGGCGGAACCAUCACCAAGCAGCUUUGACAUGGCCCAGAAGAGGAUCUUUGCCUUGAUGGAGAAAGACUCCCUGCCCAGAUUUGUGCGGUCGGAGUUUUAUCAGGAGUUAAUCAAGUAGCAAUGUGGCGGGGCUGUGCGAGAUGUUCCCUGCGGGCGGUCCCACUGCUUCUGUCUAAACACCUGCCCCUUCUACUGCAGCUGCUUUGCUUUCUUCAUACCACCCUAGAAGAGCACCCAGCGGCGUUGCUAAACAUCUCCCCCUGUGCUUUGGACUGCCAGAUGUCCUGCUGUUUCCUCUCUUACAGUCUCUUUCCUCUCUCACAAAAGACCCAUUAUCAGAAAUCCCUGGUGAUCCUCACUGGGUUUGGGACCCAGAGGGGCAGCAGAGCAGCCCCAGCCCCGCAGUGACCGGGAGCCACUCGGGCAGCCGGCACGUCCCUGGCACUGCAGGGCUUGGCUGUAGCCAGUGGCUCUGACACGCCGGCUCUGCCUUCUGAAGACUUCUUAGGCCAUAACAUUUCUGAAGACUUCUUAGGCCAUAACAUUUUUUCUCCCCGUUUUGCACAUAUCGCUGGUUCAGCCCAGGCUCGCUCCCUCCUCCCGGCUUCCCGGGCUGUUGCUGAGGCUGCGCAGGGCACCCACGGCUGGCUCUGGCCAGCAGCACCUGCAGCCCCGGCACGUGGGGUAGGGCAUGCCCACCACACGGCUGGCAUCACCUCACCUUCAGCAAGCAGCCGAUGGGCUGUGCAGUGAUGGCCGCAGGGCAGUGACAGCAGUGUGGCAGGGACAGUGGAACGGCAGGGAUGGCUGCAUGGCGGUGCCAGGAGCCGCACGGCUGCGUGCCACAGGUGACCCCUGGCUGGCGUGAGGGGUGGGCAGAGCGAGCCUGCAGCACCGCUUCCCCAGUUGCUUCCCACUAAAGACAGUAAGGAGGGUAAACGAGAUCUGUCUGUUCAAAACACCGGGACUGUUUAGCAACCCAGACCUCCCGCUCGCUCCAACCGCUUGCAUGACGUGCUGAGCUCGCAGCCCGCAGCCCACACCCGUGUCCCCUGUGCCCAGCUGGUGGCUGGUGGUGUGCUUGGACUGCAGCUUCAGGUGUUGCUGCAGCGGCUUCUUGCUCCAGUUGCUUCUCUCUGCAGUAGGCACGCCAAAGCGAUACUUCUGCACAAACCCAAUCGAGGGGCAUCAGUUAGAGGAGGGAGGAAAAUCAUAGUAGGGGAAAAAAUGCUGCAAUCGCAACUCUUCAGAUCCAAUUAAAAAAUAUAUAUAUAUUCAAAACGAAUCCAAAAAAACAAGCCCAAACACAAAACCAUUAUGGGAAACAUGAAAAAUAAACCCCUGCCUUCUUGAACAGACAACAAACUCUGCUGAGUUUGUGUAGCCUGCAUCUCUCCUGUCUCCUCCCGUCUGCCCAGGACGUGUUUCCAUAAGGCUGGCUCUUAAAAAGACCAGCUCUUUUGAAAUGAUUCAAAGCCAGCCCACUGUUCACUACCAGAAGAAAUGACAUCUGAGGAUGGGGCGAGGGUUUACGUGAAAGGCAGCUGGGGUCUCAUUUCAGCCUUGAGGAGAAUGUGAUGAACGCCCGUUCCAUGGGGCCUGGACGUUUUGUCCCUGCGAUGGGUUCCUGGUGCAGCACCUGCAGGGCCAUGGCUUGCAACGAGCUGCUUCAGCCGGCAGCCUGACAGAUGUCGGCAAAAUAACAAGUGGCCGUGCUCCCAGCAGGCAUCCUGGACCAGCCACCCCCCUCCGGCUGCUCAACCUCAACUGCAAGUCAUGAGACUCCAUGCGAAAUGCAAUAAGAUAAACAACGAGUUUGCCAGCCUUGUCAAGACUUUCAAAAGCUGAUCAAAACCCCACCAGCCCCAAAUAUUUAUGCAUUGUCACUAUGGCGAUGAAGAAAAAUACAUCCUGAGCUGCAGGAAGUGGGCUGCAUUUUCCAGGCAGGGAUGGGGAGGCAGGGGAAGGAUGGAGGCCAUCACAAACGUGGCUUUUUUUUUUUUUUUUUUUUUUUUUUUUUUAUAAAGUCUGGAGCAAAUGGCCUGGGAAAGUCAGUGUUGGAGCAGCAAGGGGUGAUGAUCGUGGGGCAGUCCCCUGGGGUGAGCAUGUGGGGGCGGCCCCAAAGAGCCCAAGGGAGCCCACGAGCAGCAGCAGGGUCCUGUCAGAGGAGCACAGGAUCCCCUGGCAGCACCCACUGCCCAGAGCUGGUGGGCAACAAAGGGGAGGCAGGAGCAGGGCUGGGCAUGGGCUGGGCUGGGGGGGGAUAGGGGGCUUGGCUAACCUUUCUGCUGCACGGUGCUCCUACUGCCUCCGCCCACACGCGCUCCCUGCACCCUCCUGGCAUCUCCAUGAAUUGGUGUUGAUGCAAGUGGGUUCAACAUGCUCAAGGUCCCUGUUUACAGCGUGACCCGUAGGAAUGGAAAACCUGACAGGCUCCCCUGCAGAAAGACCUAGAUAUUUCAUUUUUACAUCUUUUACAUUAUCCUAUUUCCAGAUACCGUCACCCAUACAGUGAGUGUGAGUUUAACGCACAGUUAAAUGCCAACACUGACACCACAGAGGUGGGGUUGCUGCUGGAGGCUGGCUUGCUACACACCACCAAAACCUGAGAUGUUACUAGCUGCAACAGCAACGUGUGGGGCAGGGCGAAGGUGUCUAGGUAUGUAUGUGCCAAGAGGAAGGGUGGAGGCUGGAGUCAGGAGAGAUGAAAUAGCUCCAUUAGAAAACCCUCCCCAGCUUGAUUUCUGCUAAAAUGCUGGAAGCCUACUUUAGGGGAUGAUCAUACAGGUGCCAGUGAUCUACAGGGUGGCCAUCAAAUGUGGCCUCUGAAGUGUUUUGGAGCUCCUGGGAGGUUGUGUUUGUGUAGAAGGGUCAUUUGGCUAAUUACUCGGGUGGGUUCACCCCUUGCCCCAGAAAGGCGGCAAUGCCUGUACCCACCCCAUGGCCAAGCUUUCCACAGGCCCAGAGGUAUUUACUGUUGGGCUGAUACCAACCAUCAUAUUUCUGGUCAGAAAUACUUCAUGUAUUUUAUUACACUUUCUCUCAUAAAAAUUGGCAAUGUAUGAGCACUACACACACAACAUAGUACACCUGUAUCCCUAUAGCCAUAUAUAAGUAUACACACACACAUAUAUACGUACUCCUAACAUGGACAUCUGGAUCCCCAGUGAGUCAGAGAGUCAAAAAUAAGAGUUUCUGGAUCUUGUGUUUGAGGUCUGUCAGAGAGAUGAGUGUGCGUGGGUUUAGUGUGGUCCCAGGCCCCAUUGAGGGAAACCUUGGCCAUUCACCCAAGCGAAUGUGAAGGUGCAUCUUCCAAAACAUCCCCUGAAACCACCCUGUGCCUGCGGCCGCUGGGUGCCCAUAGCUGUGGUGCAUCCCGGUGCCCGAGCUGGUGCAGGAGGCAGGUCUUGUGCCCUCCAAGGGACUCCAACCCCUGCCGUGGGGCAAGGCAACCCCACGUUGCAGCCAGGGUCCCAGGCACCAGGCGCUGCCUCCGUGCCUGCCUCCGUGCCUGCCCGGUGCCCUCUCCCCACCACGGCAGCACGUGCAGGAGGGCUCCCUGCAGCCACAUCCCCUCAGAUUAACACCGGGGGAUUGUUUGCUGCAUGUUUUCUGGUUACUUCAGUGACCCAGACCCUGGCACCUCAGCGGUCAUGAUGUGCAUCACGCAGCUGUCCCCUGUACGCUGAGGCAGGGCUUUGCUGGCACUGCCCUGUCCCAGUCUCGGGGACCACCAAAGCCUGCAAGGCAGUGGGGGGAGCUGCCCACGGGGGGCUGAGGGUGUCCUAGGGCUCGCCCAGGCUCCCCUGGUCACUCCCUGCAGGUGCCGAAGGCUGUGGCCAAGGGCUGGAGAGAGGUCAGGAGGUGGGCAUCGGCUCCUCACACCCACGAGCAGCAGGUUUUCAUCACAAUGUUCUCCAUGUGAUUCCCACUGGAGAUCUUCGCAUGGGGAGCACAUGGGGCACUGGUGUGCACUGAGGAACUGGUUGUGUUAACCCAUAUUCAUGUACCACUCAGUAAACCACACAUAAACAUGUAUUUCUGCUACUGUC
Molecule: messenger RNA, 4578 nt
Organism: Falco peregrinus (peregrine falcon)
Lineage: Eukaryota; Metazoa; Chordata; Aves; Falconiformes; Falconidae
Product: regulator of G protein signaling 5
Exons: 5
Coding region: 99-644 (181 amino acids)
Source: RefSeq, a predicted model, not a curated record